This is a messenger RNA of Linum tenue, 1178 nucleotides long. NCBI's taxonomy places the organism in Eukaryota, Viridiplantae, Streptophyta, Magnoliopsida, Malpighiales, Linaceae. The record is from the annotation of a GenBank genome assembly.
UCCUAGAUGUGAGGAGGGUUCGGUUCAUUCGGUUCCGUCCGUUCAUCCUAUCGGUUAAAUCAGCUAACCAGUUCAAACCAAAACCCCUAAAGCCCGAAUCUGAAAUCCCGAGAUCUCUUCUUCCUCUUCCUUUCCUGCUCCAUCUUUCGAUUGAUUCCAGCUCUUGCCUGCGAUUCCCCUCUCCGGCGACCUCCGCGGCUCUCCUUUCCUCUUUAGUUGCGCCUGCCUCCUCCACUUCUUCUUUCAAGGUCCACUGGCAAUAGCCCUCGGAAGAGAUGGCUGCAAGUUUCGCUUCCAAGUUCUCUCGCGGUGUGGGACGAUCGCUGUUUGGAGGGCUAGGAAACAACAUCUCUUCUGCAGCAGCCAACUUAUCAGCUGAACUCACUUCCAGCAGCAAUUCGCUGUUUCAGCAACAUAGGACAUUCAUUCAAAUGAGGACGGUUCUCAAAGUUGCAGACAACUCCGGUGCCAAAAAGGUGAUGUGCAUACAAGCACUCAAGGGGAGGAAAGGUGCAAGGUUGGGGGACACGAUCGUGGCUUCAGUGAAAGAAGCGAUGCCAAAUGGUAAGGUGAAGAAAGGGAAGGUCGUUUAUGGAGUGGUUGUGCGGGCUGCCAUGCAGAAGGGAAGGUGUGAUGGGAGUGAGGUCAAGUUCGACGACAAUGCUGUGGUUUUGGUCGACAAGCAAGGUCAGCCUAUUGGUACCAGAGUGUUUGGUCCUGUGCCCCACGAGCUCAGGCGGAAGAAGCACGUCAAGAUCCUUACUCUAGCCGAGCAUAUUGCCUGAAUGUUUGUUCUUUAGAUGUCAUAGAUGCUUGAUGUUUCGCUUCCCAGUAUCAGAGAAUGACUUUUUUUUUUCUGGUUAAUCAUCAAGCUGUUCACGGCUGAGCAGAAACUUGCACUACUUUCACAUGAAAGUGACUGGAAAUCGAAAGCUUUCCGUUGUAACAUUAUAGAGAACAGGAUCCUUGGAACAGUCUACUCCGUGCUUGAGUAAUUUGCUUAGGAAGAACUCAAAGGAGAAAAAACUGUUAUGCUAGGUAUACCAAAAUUGAUUGUCCUCGCUUGCCAUGGAUGACAUGGUCGCGUUCGUUGGCCUUCCUGUAGCUCUCAUGGCUGUUGGACCAUGUAAACUUCUUUCAUGAAUUCAUCUUCGUAAAAAUGUAUUGUUGAUAACAAA